UCCUGCCCUCCAUGGCCGGUGACGGCUGAUCCACCAAAUGAGGCGGAAUUCCGCAAGAAACUCCAACUCUUGAAGCGCCACAAAUCGACAAGCCCAGAUGACUCUACUCCGGCUCUUUUUAAAGAUGGUGGUGACUUUCUGAUUAAGGGACUGACGACGUUGUUUACAAAGAUCUGGGAACUAGAGAGUGUACCAACGUCAUGGAAUGAGUCGAUAGUUGUCCCUAUCUUUAAAAAGGGUUCACGUCGUUCCUGUAACAACUAUCGGGGAAUAAGUCUACUUCCGAUCGCGUUCAAGCUAUUGGCUUCCGUUAUACUUCGUAGGUUGUUCAAAACCCGAGAAAGAUUGACUCGCGAGGAGUAGGCUGGGUUUCGUUUUGGUCGAGGAUGUAUUGAUCAUAUCUUCACCCUCCGCCAAAUGUUAGAACACCGUCAUACUUAUCAAAGGCCAACAAUCGUAGUGUUUCUUGAUAUCAGGGCUGCCUUCGAUUCGUUGGACAGGACUGUUCUCUGGGAUUGUCUAUUGGAGAAGGGUGUGCCUGAGAAGUUUAUUAACAUCCUACAAGCCCUAUACACAAACACCUCAGGCAGAGUGAGGGCAUACAACCACCUCUCUCCAUUAUUCCAUUCGAGCAGUGGAGUUAGGCAGAGUUGCCCAAUCUCACCAUUCCUCUUCAACUAUGCCAUCGAUGACAUUCUGGAAACAGCUUUGACGGAUGUAACUAAUGGUGGUGUGGAUCUGUUGCCUGGAGAAAGACUUCUCGACCUUGAAUAUGCGGAUGAUAUUUUCUUACUGUGCGAGAAUGCCCAAGCCAUGCAAUCCGCACUUAAUCAGUUGGCAAUCAAUGUCCGUAGGUAUGGUAUAUGCUUUGCACCUUCGAAGUGCAAAGUACUUCUACAAGACUGGCAGGAUUCUAAUCCCGUACUCACCCUGGAUGGUGAGCAAAUAGAAGUAGUCGAAAAGUUCGUGUAUCUAGGUAGCUGCAUAAGUGCUGUUGGUGAGGUGAGUGAUGAGAUCAAUGCACGUAUAGUGAAAGCCAGAGUGGCUUACGCCAAUCUGGGCCAUCUUGAGCGCCUUCGUGAUGUUAGUAUGGCUGUAAAAGGUCGGAUCUACAACGCGUCGGUGAGAGAAGUUCUGCUCUAUGCUUGUGAAACCUGGCCUCUCUGAGCUGAGGAUGUUAGACGACUGUCUGUGUUCGGUCAUCGCUGUCUCCGAAGGAAUGCUGACAUUCAGUGGCAACACCAUGUUAGUAAUGCAGAGGUUCGGCAUCGUGUGUUCGGUCACAGAGACGAUAACUCUAUUGGUGUUACCAUCUCGAAACACCGACUUCGGUGGCUUGGACAUGUUCUACGAAUGUCGUCCCAGAGAAUUCCUCGUCGUGCAUUAUUUGCCGACUCUGGGACUGGUUGGAAAAAGCGGAGAGGUGGUCAGUUCAUGACAUGGUGUCGUGGUAUGAAAAAAAGCUGCAAAGGGCUGGCUUGUG
Messenger RNA from Schistosoma spindalis, 1483 nucleotides. The record is from the annotation of a GenBank genome assembly. Lineage: Eukaryota; Metazoa; Platyhelminthes; Trematoda; Strigeidida; Schistosomatidae.